Hylaeus volcanicus is the source of this 2092-nucleotide messenger RNA. RefSeq lists its product as uncharacterized. The record is from RefSeq and is a predicted model, not a curated record. NCBI's taxonomy places the organism in Eukaryota, Metazoa, Arthropoda, Insecta, Hymenoptera, Colletidae. The transcript has 2 exons. Gene Ontology annotation, molecular function: metal ion binding. Bases 103 to 747 code for a protein of 214 amino acids.
GUUGCCACGUUUUCUUAGUAUGGUUAGUAGCAUAACAGUUCAUAAUGGUUAUAUUAGAUUAGUGUUUGUUAAGGUAUAUUGUUAAUUAAUUGUGUAAGAACGAUGGCUUCCUUGGUUGCGGAUUAUGGAACUUCCUCGAGUUCGGAAAGUAGCGGCGACGAUGUUUUGGACAGUGCCGAUAACACUUUCAAGGAUGAAGAAGAAGAAGAGGAGGAGGAAGACGACGACGAAGAGAAUAAUGAAAAUAACGAAGGUGUACCAAAUAAAACAGCUUCCAAAGAGAAACUUCCAUUGCCAACCCCUGAUUUUAAUGGCAUACCCACCAUGAAAACUUCAGUCUUCUCAAAUCCGUUUGUUGAAGCGGAAAAAGCAAAGAGUGCAAUUCUUGAAAAACAUGUAAAAAUGACUCCAACUCUAGACGAUACGAAAAUGAUAAAUGGUAGAAAGAUCUGUUGGAAUUACAGAAAGGGCAGGUGUCGUUUUGGUCAUAACUGUACCUUUGCUCACGAUUCUGAUUUACACCGUACAGCAGCUGAAUUAGAAGCAAUUCGAGCACCGCAAGAAACAAUUAUAUGCCAGACUCAGUAUAAUGGUCAAGUGGCUAUAAACGACGACGACGAAGUAGAUCAAGAAAAUAACCAAAUGAAUAAACGUAAAAAAAGGCCAGGAUUAAGUCAAUCCUUAGUACCAAGUAAGAAAGUCUUAAAAAUGUACAAAGCACAACAAGCUAAAGCUAUUACUAGAUAAAUGUAAUUUUAUUAAGUAUAUAAAUAAUAUCAGCAUACCAUUAGCUGCUCUGAGAAGGGAAUAAUUUAUGAUUUACAUACUUUGUAAUUUAAAUGAAUUCAUACAAACGGAAUUGAUGAUAACUUACAUCGAAAAUGCAAGCUACAAAAUAUGAAGUAUUGUAUGAACAAAUGAACAGUAUAAAAGACUAAUUACUUCUUGAUGUACUAAAAGAAGUAAACACGAUGUACGCACUUAUAGAGUGCAAUUGACUCUUUGAUAAGAGUUAAUUAACAAAUGCGUCGAAAAUCUUCGCUACUUUGAAAUUACUUACAAAUUUCAGAAUUAUUUAAAUACUACUCGAUAUUUAUAGAAAAGUGUUUGUUAUGUAUAUAAAAAGUACAUUUUACUUGUAUAGUUAAUACUUCCAGGGACCUGCAUAAAUGAAUCAUAAUUCAUUGUCUUGCAUACAAAUAGUUUUAUAAAUGUAGUUCUAUUUAUAUUCGGUAUUCCUAACUUGUCCAUAAUAACUGAAAAUGUCUUCUUACUACUUGCUUUUAAUUAUACAGUUUAAUUAGCUGUAUGUUUCUCUUUUACUGGAAAGAGGCAGCUAUUUGAAAGUUUUUUGUAUGAUUCCGAGACAUUUACAAAUAGUCAGAAGCACUAUUGUAUUUAAAUAUUCUAUGAAGUAUUGCUACAGCUUUAAGAAGUUUUAGACACUGUUUAAUGUACAGAGAAAAAAUUGUCACUUUAUGUAAGAAAGGAUUAUAUGAGUUAUGUAUGAUACAAUAUUGUUAACAUUCUUUCCUGAUAAAGCUGUUUAAUCUAGUAUCUAUAUUAGGUACUAACAGUAACGUAUAAUUAUAAUAAUCAUGGUAUACCAAAAACAACAAUUACGCUUCCACUAUUCGUUAUAUCUUUCUACAUAAUGUUACAAGAUAUAAAACAGGGCUUAUGUAAUUCCAUACCGAAGUAAAUAUGAUUGUUAAUUUUGUUUCUUUGGCAACAUAAUAUCACAUUUCUUCCUUUAUAUGUGAUCUACCUACUUAAAGUAUUUUUAGUAGUAUAUACUUCUUUCAUUCAGCGUGUAUUGUAAUCUGUAUACUUCUUAAGUAGUUGCUAAAAAAAAAGUUUAGGUAAAAAAUUUAAACGAAUUAUUUCGCGAAAUUGAAGUGAAUCGAUUUAAACUAUAUUGGAUACGAGAGAAUAAAAAUUUGUUAAAAUAAUAAAUAUGACGAUCUACGGAAAAAUGUCAAUGCAUUCGAGAAAGUUUAUAUAUAGUUAUAAGUUUUCUUUUUUAUUUUGUACAAUUGUAAGAUUAUGAGAGAAUUUUUUGAAAACUGGCAAUAAAUCGCAGUGACCAACA